Molecule: messenger RNA, 471 nt
Organism: Malania oleifera
Lineage: Eukaryota; Viridiplantae; Streptophyta; Magnoliopsida; Santalales; Ximeniaceae
Product: glyceraldehyde-3-phosphate dehydrogenase, cytosolic-like
Exons: 6
Molecular function (GO): oxidoreductase activity, acting on the aldehyde or oxo group of donors, NAD or NADP as acceptor
Source: RefSeq, a predicted model, not a curated record
GAGAUCAAUUUAUCACUUGAGGGCUUACUGAGUAAGGUGAGUGCCCUGGUAUCUACACAGAAGACUGUUGAUGGUCCAUCAAACAAGGACUGGAGAGGUGGAAGAGCUACUGCUUCCAACAUUAUUCCUAGCAGCACUGGGGCUGCCAAGGCUGUUGGAAAGGUGCUGCCUGCACUGAAUGGUAAAUUGACCAGAAUGUCUUUCCGUGUUCCCACUGUCGAUGUUUCGGUUGUUGACCUAAUUGUUAGGUUGGAGAAGGCUGCCACUUAUGAACAGAUCAAAGUUGUUAUCAAGGAGGAGGCUGAGGGCAAUCACAAGGGGAUCUUGGGUUACACUGAAGAUGAUGUGGUGUCUAUAGACUUUGUGGGUGAUAAAAGGUCAAGCAUAUUUGAUGCAAAGGCUGGGAUUGCUCUGAAUCCAAAUUUUGUGAAGCUCGUCUCAUGGUACGACAACGAAUGCGGUUACAAGUAG